AUGACGACUGCUGCACGGCCGACGUGGGCUCCUGCCAAGGGAGGUAACGAGCAGGGUGGUGCUCGGAUCUUCGGCCCGUCUCAGAAGUAUUCGUCCCGAGAUGUCGCCGCUCACACAACUUUAAAGCCAAGGAGGGAAGGGCAACACACUCAAGAGGAACUAGAGAAGAAAGAUCUUCGUGAGGAGCUUGAAGAGCGUGAGAGGAGACAUUUCUCAUCCAAAGACAAACCUUACAGUGAUGAUAGAGACCGCAGGAGAGGAAGUCAGCUAUUACUUGAAGGCUCUAAAAGGGACCCUGAAGAUCGGAUUAUUCCUCGCAGUGUAGAUGCUGAUGACUCUGAUGUGGAUAUCAAAAGUGAUGAUGAUAGUGAUGAAGAAAGUGACGAUGAUGAUGAGGACGACACUGAAGCUCUUAUGGCUGAACUCGACCAGAUAAAGAAAGAAAGAGAAGAGGAGAAGCUCAGGAAGGUAAAGGAGCAGGAAAUGGAAGAGCUAAACGCCAAGGAAGAGGAACUUCUCAAAGGAAACCCACUGCUCAACACUCCAACUUCGUUUAGCGUCAAAAGGAGGUGGGAUGAUGAUGUGGUAUUCAAGAAUCAGGCACGUGGGGAAAUGAAAGCACCAAAGCGCUUCAUCAAUGAUACAAUCAGGAAUGACUUUCACAGAAAAUUCCUGCACAGAUACAUGAAGUGA
This is a messenger RNA of Thlaspi arvense, 693 nucleotides long. Lineage: Eukaryota; Viridiplantae; Streptophyta; Magnoliopsida; Brassicales; Brassicaceae. The record is from the annotation of a GenBank genome assembly.